Molecule: messenger RNA, 631 nt
Organism: Musa acuminata AAA Group (dessert banana)
Lineage: Eukaryota; Viridiplantae; Streptophyta; Magnoliopsida; Zingiberales; Musaceae
Exons: 1
Coding region: 50-631 (193 amino acids)
Source: RefSeq, a predicted model, not a curated record
CCCACUUCGAAGAGUUUUGUCAGAGGAUUCGAGGGGCUUGAAAGCUCUCAUGGCCGCUCUCGGUGAUCCCAGUCGACGGCGGGCGCCGCUGGCGUUAGAAACCCUGCUCUUGCUCCUCGUAGCCGCCGUAGCCGUCAUCGGCUUGUGCGCGACGGCGGCCGUGAGAAAGAAGAGAAACCGUAGUGAUAAGCAAACCGGGGAGGUGCUUCUGUCGACUUGGAAAGCUCUCAAGAAGGCUCUGGUAAUGUCGCUGCAUGGGGGGGAAGGGGAGGAUGUGGUGGAAUCAGAGGACAGCCGGGUGGAGCCAGAAGCAGAGGAAAGGGGCACGCCAGUGUUGCCACUGUGGAAGAGGAGGAUACUGAUGGGGGAGAGAUGUGAGCUGCCGCAGUUCAGUGGUCUCAUUCUCUACGACGAGGGCGGGCGUCCAAUCUGCAGCAACUCCAGCCAUGGCACUCUUUUUGAGGUGAGCGAUAACUCCUUAAGCUUGACUGAUCACCAUGAGUGGACGAUCAGAUCAUCCAACUCUCAUACAUUUGCUGGUUAUUCUGCAGAUCAAACCAACACCGGCUGUGACCACCCUCAAGGAUUUACUUUAAUUGCUGUGUGGUUUACAGAAUUUCUUGAGCUGUAG